ACAUCGUUGUGGGCUCCUUGAUAAAUCGCCGUCGCUGCCAGGCCAGCUCUCCCCGUCGAUGAAGAGCUGGGCGGUCUCGAUGAUGCGUGCGUGUCGAGACCAAACGCUAGAGCAUCAGCUUCUGAAAGUGUCCCAAGAACGAAGAAUGGACUGCACGCAUGUCACAGGAGCACUUCGAAAAUGCCACACUUGGCAGCCACAUCGGGCACGGAUUUCGUUGCAUCUGCAGCGGCUGUCAUCGACUUCUACAGUAUCGCAUGUGGCCCGCCCUUCGAUCCACGGUCCCGCAAAUUUUCAACGCCCACACUACUUGCGCGGCUGCCGCACGUCUUAGCGCAAGUUGUGUAUCCCGCUUCCUGACGGUGACCUCCGACUUGCUUAGCGAUGAAGCCUCAGUGACUAUGGAUGGCAUUGCAAUGGCGACUGAGGCGAACACGAGCUUGUCAGCGCGACAGAGCUGGCAGAGUGACAUGCGCCAAAAAGAAGGGCAGAGUCAUAGCAUUUCGGGGCGUCAACGCAGUGGACCUCCGCUUGGCGUCCCGCUCCCUGCCGCGCGCGAAGAUAUUGGGGCGUCAGGGCAUGCGGAUCAGCUUCAUUGCCAUGACAGCUGAUGAGAACUUCAAUACAUAAAGCAUGAUCCCUUGCUUGCGGCCAUACGAGGACAACAGACCACCAUGUCUGGUAUCAACAUCUUCUGCCUUGUCGUGCUUGCCUGCGCAACUUACUUGGUCCUCGGCGCUCCUUUGCCCUCUCCCGCCGAGCUUAAUUUCAACG
This is a messenger RNA of Jaminaea rosea, 774 nucleotides long. RefSeq lists its product as hypothetical. The coding region runs from base 159 to 611 and encodes 150 amino acids. Lineage: Eukaryota; Fungi; Basidiomycota; Exobasidiomycetes; Microstromatales. The record is from RefSeq and is a predicted model, not a curated record. The transcript has a single exon.